AUGAAUUCUUCUCUUCCAGACCGACAGGCGCACCGGCGACGUCCCUUCUCAACAUGGGUCAAGAAAUUGACCAAUUUCAAGUCAUCCUCCGACGGCGACCGCCCCAAGCGACACAUGAAGAUGAAGCGCGGACCUAAGUUGAACAACCCUUAUCCUCAGUCCGGCCAUGUGAGCCAAAGCCAGCCCAACGACCCCAACGACCCGAAUGGCCUCGACGGCCCCGUCAACAGGACGAGCCACGCCGACACGAAUGGUGAUAGCUCCUACUCCUUUACUACUGCCCGAACCGGAAGUAUUACGUCGCUUGACCAGCCCGCACGAAGCUCCGUUGACGGCCUUGGCCUUGCGCCUACAACGGCCGGCACCGUCUCAACGGAAAAUGAAGCUCCACGAUCUAUUGCUCCCAGCCACGGAGGAGCUAGUUCUUUGGCUGGAACCAGUCGUACCAUUGGUGGUGGAAUAGACGGCCGAAGAGGAGGGGAUAGCACCUUUUCCAGCCCUGCUCCCUCGGUACGAUCUUUGACUACGACUCUGACCACGAUUCAAUCUGUGGCUCCCAACGGCAAUACACCGUAUGUUGCGGCGCCCCCGCAUAGCAACACGCAAUCCAUACAAUUCAGCCAGCCGUUUCCCUCCACGUCCCCGGCGUCGGCAAUUCCGUCGCAUCUGGCACCGACCAGCAACCCAACCACGUAUACUACUGCGACUGCCAAUAAUCUCUUGACCGACAAUGCCUCUAUUUUGACACUGGCCUCGUCUAGCAAGCGUCGUCGUCGCCGCUCCAUGGACACCGACGCAUCGGUGCGCGCACUGGCCCCCUCAUCACUCUGGGGAGGGAGUCGUGAGAGUCUGCCGCUUAGUGUUCUCAGUGCCAACAUUGACCAAGGGGGCAUGCCGACGACGCCUGGAGUUCCAGGGAGCAGUUCACGCCUGGGUCCAGAGCGAAACAGCAUCUACUCAUCUACGGGCGUGGCUCCAGCCAUCACCAGUGAGAGGAACAGCAUUCUUGCCAAGCAAGGCGACGGAGCGAGUGUUCGGAGCGGCCCCUUGAGUCUUGGACGGCCGGAUAGCAUUAGCGGAAGUAUUGCGGGUGUAACUAGCCCGUUGGCCAGUCCGAGGGAGGAGCCGGAGCAGCAAACCCCCAAGGACGACGGUGCGGCUACUGGACCGAAGGCAGAGUAA
This is a messenger RNA of Metarhizium brunneum ARSEF 3297, 1182 nucleotides long. RefSeq lists its product as uncharacterized. Lineage: Eukaryota; Fungi; Ascomycota; Sordariomycetes; Hypocreales; Clavicipitaceae. The record is from RefSeq and is a predicted model, not a curated record.